Glarea lozoyensis ATCC 20868 is the source of this 438-nucleotide messenger RNA. RefSeq lists its product as uncharacterized. The coding region runs from base 1 to 438 and encodes 145 amino acids. NCBI's taxonomy places the organism in Eukaryota, Fungi, Ascomycota, Leotiomycetes, Helotiales, Helotiaceae. The transcript has a single exon. The record is from RefSeq and is a predicted model, not a curated record.
AUGACUUUCAAAUUCAUGAAGGACGGAGAUUGGAAAUGGCCAAUCAAAGACUGUGACACAAAAGCUGUGUUUCGCAGCUUGAUAGAAAGACGUCGGCAUCUUAUGUCAAAGACACUGGCAGGACAUAAUCGGAGUGAAGAGCAGGCUUUGGAAUUUGUCCCUAAAUCGAAAUCGGAGACCACCAGGAGCGCGAAUCGGGAGAUGAACAAGAAGGCCGAAGCAGCAGCGUCGCACAUGGCAAGGGAAACGAGUUCUCAUGAUGUGAGAGCGACAGACAAAGAUAGUAUGACCGGAAGCAUGUCAGAGGAACAGCCAUCGGCAAUGUCUGCAAUUUCGGCGAACAUACCAAAACGAUCACUUCUGCGGAAUGAAAAGGAAGAGCGGAAGAAGAGACAGCGAACGAUGAUCGUUAUCGAUUCGUCAGAUGACGAGAUAUGA